Opisthorchis viverrini is the source of this 273-nucleotide messenger RNA. RefSeq lists its product as hypothetical. NCBI's taxonomy places the organism in Eukaryota, Metazoa, Platyhelminthes, Trematoda, Opisthorchiida, Opisthorchiidae. The transcript has 2 exons. The record is from RefSeq and is a predicted model, not a curated record. Bases 1 to 273 code for a protein of 90 amino acids.
AUGCAUGUCGCGGCAACUUUUACUAGGAUUCUAAACUUGCUAGAGGAGGAGGACAAACACCCCAUCGACAAAUAUAUCACGGAGAACCCAGCCCGCAGUAUCAGUGGCCGAGAAUGGAACAAUCUAGUCAGGAUUCUAAACUUGCUAGAGGAGGAGGACAAACACCCCAUCGACAAAUAUAUCACGGAGAACCCAGCCCGCAGUAUCGGUGUCCGAGAAUGGAACAAUCUAGUCAGGUCAAUUAAACGAACUCAACAUGAACUUCCAUAUUGA